Oncorhynchus kisutch (coho salmon) is the source of this 633-nucleotide messenger RNA. RefSeq names its product cytochrome c oxidase copper chaperone-like. NCBI's taxonomy places the organism in Eukaryota, Metazoa, Chordata, Actinopteri, Salmoniformes, Salmonidae. Gene Ontology annotation, molecular function: copper ion binding; copper chaperone activity. The record is from RefSeq and is a predicted model, not a curated record. The transcript has 4 exons. Gene Ontology annotation, biological process: mitochondrial respiratory chain complex IV assembly. Gene Ontology annotation, cellular component: mitochondrial intermembrane space. Bases 209 to 409 code for a protein of 66 amino acids.
GAAAGUUGCGCCCCUGGUAGAAGCAAAAAUGAGUGGAAUUACCUACACUUGUCAAUUUGUUGCAGCUUGGAAAUGAAAACUUAAUGUCCCAGAAAUCUUAGCGUAACCAUCAAAAACAUAACUGGCUACACCGUGUUGUAUAAGGAAGGACACAUAAAUCGGCGUCCAUGCGCAUGAAGGCAUAACAGCUAGCUAGCUAACCUGAAAAAUGUCCUCCAUGUCUGCUGCCAGCGUCGGGCCAUUGAGGGCCAUUGAGGGCACAGAGAAGAAACCACUGAAACCCUGUUGUGCGUGCCCUGAGACGAAGAAAGUCAGGGAUGUUUGCAUCAUUGAGAAGGGUGAAGAAAGUUGCACAGAUCUCAUCGAGGCACAUAAGGAUUGUAUGAGGGCGCUUGGAUUCAAGAUUUAAUUUGACUCCAUAUAAUAAGUGGUCGUGUGCCGUUGUUGGCCGGCUGUCCGGAAGGAGACCUGGGAUAUUUCUUGUUUUUAUUUAUACUGCAACCUGAAUGGAAGAUGUGAUUUCUGCAAGGAGGGUGUUCCACUGAGUGAAAUGUGUUGGCUUAAUGCUCAGAUUUUCUGAAUGAUGUGAAUCUUGUUCUGCUGAUUAGAAUUAAAUAUAUGUCCUAUGCGAAA